Molecule: messenger RNA, 1076 nt
Organism: Amaranthus tricolor (Joseph's coat)
Lineage: Eukaryota; Viridiplantae; Streptophyta; Magnoliopsida; Caryophyllales; Amaranthaceae
Exons: 6
Coding region: 446-817 (123 amino acids)
Source: RefSeq, a predicted model, not a curated record
GUUUGUCGCCGUUUUCUGGAUUUCUCUCUUUUCUCUUUUUCACUCUUCAUCCAUAAGCAAUUCACUUGAAAGAAGAUAAAGAGAAAGAAAAAGGGAGGAACAGCAAGGUUCUGCAUUUCAUUCCUAAAUCUUUCUUAACAAGGUGCUCUAAUUAAUUCUAGGAAAGGCUUUAUAGCUGAUCUCACAGUUCCAAUUCCACAAGGAUUUCAGGGCUUUGUGAUCCGGGCCUUCCUGGAAACAAUGUUGUUUGAAUUUUGAAUGUUGUGACAAAAUCUUGGGUUUUGCUCGUUUAUUUUUUGCUUGAAUGUGAGCAGUGGCUGCUUUGGGUGUUGUAUUAAGCCUGAUUUAAUUGCAUCAUUGGACCAGCGAACGAAAGCCAGUAUAAGUCGGCGUCCAACAAGUAAUAUAAGUAGUAUCUCUAGGGAGGACCACAAGUGCAUGCGACAUGGACAUUAGUACAAUGCAGUCACAAGGGAGCUUAUCAUCAAUAAAUUUAUCAGUUCAAGCCCUCGAUACACCUUCUGGUGUUGGCAGCUCCAAUCCUCCUGAAUUUGUAAAUCACGGUCUUCUUCUUUGGAACCAGACUAGGCAAUGCUGGUUGGAUAACAAAAAUCAAAGUAAGCAAGUACGGAAAGUCCGUGAUCCAAAAAUUAGCAACCAUGGUUUCAACAUACUUGAUUCAUUAUGGCCUUGCAGUUGGAAUGCAACUUAUGAGAGCUUACUCGGGACUAACAAACCAUUUGCUCAACCAUUACCUCUUUCUGAAAUGGUAGAUUUUCUCGUCGACGUUUGGGAGCAGGAAGGGAUGUACGAUUAACAAAAUCGAAAUAUGAUUAGGAAGUAGCACCAACUAAAAGACACGAGCUAAUGCUCGAGAAGAAAGGAUAGAAAUGGCGAUGAAACUUCGUUCGUACCAUAACUUUUCUCAAUUGUAAUUGCUCUUUUAAAGUAUGAAUGAAACUUCUUGUUUGUUCAUCUCUACUUUGUUGGGUGAAUUUUAAAUUAUUGCUCUUUGAACUAAUGUUUCCUGUGUUGUGGCUUGUGAUCGACCUAAACCAUAUACAAUUUCAUCGUUA